Labeo rohita (rohu) is the source of this 516-nucleotide messenger RNA. Its product is annotated as cerberus-like. Gene Ontology annotation, biological process: determination of heart left/right asymmetry; signal transduction involved in regulation of gene expression. Lineage: Eukaryota; Metazoa; Chordata; Actinopteri; Cypriniformes; Cyprinidae. The record is from RefSeq and is a predicted model, not a curated record. The transcript has 2 exons. The coding region runs from base 1 to 516 and encodes 171 amino acids. Gene Ontology annotation, molecular function: morphogen activity.
AUGUCGGGAAAUAUAACUCAUGAAAAUUCAAACGAACUUUUGCGUUUAAGCUUGCAGGACAGUGCAAAGAUCUCCAACCCAGCCGUGAAUUUAGCUCACAGGUCAUCCUCUACAAACGCUAAAGGAUUCUGGAAUCAAUUCAUGUUUCGUGGAAAAUCAGGCUUCAGAUACGUGCUGCCAAUCAGGAACGCCGAGGUCCGUCAGGAAAAGUGUCGCUCGUUCACUUUCUCUCAGAGGAUCUUCCAUGAAAACUGCGAAACGUUGGAGCUCCAGAACAACGUGUGUUUUGGAAAAUGUGACAGGUCGCCCUCUAGUGGGGAUGAAGAAGCUUCCUCUCCUUGUUCUGUCUGCUCACCCGUUAUCAUAACGUCCAAGAUUGUGAAACUAAAAUGCACUGACAACACAGAAAUUACAAAAGUUGUAAAAAUAAUAGAGGACUGUCAAUGCGAAACAAAAGAAGGACAACAUUCACAUCAUAACGGUCCUGUGCUGGUUGAUCCAAGCGUUCAUCAAUAG